UAAACUUGAGGCGUAGCGGAGGCCCAGGGAAAAGGAAGUGGUCCCCCGUGGACGAGUAGCCGCAUAUCUGGACAGUUCGCCUAGAUGCCAGUGAGUGUUUCCAGCAGACGAGUUCUUUUCUGUUCAGACGAAUCGUUCGGUGGAAAAAUAACCGCGUGGUGAACCGGAUAAAGGAAGGAGGAUGAAAUGAGAUAAGAGGACGACUGGAGGAGCACAGCCCCUUCACCUCCCCUCUAAAGCAUGGCGGGUCUGCAGCUCAUCACCCCUGCCACAUCACCCAUGGGGCCCUUUUUCGGUCUCCCGUGGCAGCAGGAGGCCAUCCAUGACAACAUCUACACACCCAGGAAAUAUCAGGUAGAACUUCUUGAAGCAGCUCUUGAGCACAACACCAUCGUCUGCUUGAACACUGGCUCAGGGAAGACUUUUAUUGCAGUGCUGCUCACAAAAGAGCUCUCCCAUCAAAUCCGGGGAAGCUACCAAGAAAAUGCCAGAAGGACGGUUUUCCUGGCAAACGCAACCUCGUCUGCGGUCCAGCAAGCAGCUGCAGUCAGGACGCACUCUGACCUCCAUGUGGGGGAGUAUAGUGACCCGCAGGAGGCCACGACGUGGAGCCGCCAGCGCUGGAGUCGGGAGAUCGCAGACAAUCAGGUGCUGGUCAUGACCUGCCAUGUCUUCCUGCACGUUCUGACCAAUCACAUCUUGCCAUUGUCUAAAAUCAACCUAGUUGUGUUUGAUGAUUGUCACCUGGCCAUCACGGAGCACCCGUACUGCGAGGUCAUGAAGCUGUUUGAGGAGCACACGUGUGGCUCUCGCAUCCUCGGCCUCACGGCCUCCAUCCUCAACGGGAAGUGCGACCCGUCUGAACUGGAGCAGAAGAUCCAGAACCUGGAGAGAAUCCUGAAGAGCAGUGCUGAAACGGCCACUGAUCUGGUGGUUCUAGACAGGUAUGCCUGUCAGCCCAGAGAGGUGGUGCUAGACUGUGGGCCAUACAUGGAUAAAAGCGGCCUGUCGUCCCGUCUGCAGGCGGAGCUGGAAGAAGCUCUCCUCUUCCUCAACGACUGUAACAUUUCUGCUUCCAGAGAAGAUCGAGACCCCACAUUCAUAUCCAAGCAGAUCCUGAGCGACUGCCUGGCGGUGCUGCAGGUUCUGGGCCCCUGGUGUGCAGAUAAAGCUGCAGGCAUCAUGGUCAGAGAGCUGCAGAAAUACAUCAAGCACGAGCAGGAGGAGCUCAGCCGCAAAUUCCUGCUCUUCACAGACACUAUCCUACGCAAAGUGCAUGCUCUGUGUGAGGAGCAUUUCUCCCCCGCCUCCCUGGAUCUGAAGUUUGUCACCCCCAAGGUCCUUCGGCUGCUCGAGAUCCUCCACGAGUACAAGCCGUUUGAGAGGCAGCAGUUUGAGAGCGUGGAGUGGUACAACAACCGUAACCAGGACAACUACGUGUCCUGGAGCGACUCGGAAGAUGAAGAUGAAGACGAGGAGGUGGAGGCCAAGGAGAGGCCUGAAACUAACUUUCCCUCACCCUUCACCAACAUCCUGUGUGGGAUCAUCUUUGUGGAGAGACGCUACACCGCUGUGGUCCUCAACCGCCUCAUCAAAGAAGCGGGGAAGCAAGACCCCGAGCUGGCUUACAUCAGCAGCAACUUCAUCACGGGCCACAGCAUCGGCAAAAACCAGGCGCGCAACAAGCAGAUGGAGGUGGAGUUCAGGAAGCAGGAAGAGGUUCUUAGAAAGUUCCGGGCUCAUGAAACCAACCUGCUGAUCGCCACCAGCAUUGUGGAGGAAGGUGUUGAUAUUCCAAAGUGCAACCUGGUGGUGCGGUUUGACCUGCCUACAGAAUACAGGUCUUACGUACAGUCUAAGGGGCGUGCUCGAGCUCCUGUCUCCAACUACAUCAUGCUGGCCGACUCCGAGAGGACCCAAGCCUUCCAGGAGGAUCUCACCACAUACAAGGCCAUAGAGAAGAUCCUUAGGAACAAAUGCUCCAAGUCUGUGGAGGUGGGGGAGUUUGACGGCGAGCAGGUGGUUGACGAUGACAACAUCCUCCCUCCUUAUGUCCUGCGUUCUGAAGAUGGAGGCCCUCGGGUCACCGUCAACACAGCCAUCGGUCACAUCAACAGGUAUUGCGCCCGGUUGCCCAGUGACCCGUUCACGCACCUCGCACCCAAAUGUAAGACUGUUGAGACGGGGAAUGGGCGCUUCCAGUCCACACUUUACCUGCCUAUAAACUCACCUCUGCGAGUUCCCAUUAAGGGUCCUACGAUGCACUGCGCCAGACUGGCAGAGAAAGCCGUCGCUCUCCUUUGCUGUGAGAAACUCCACAAAAUAGGUGAGCUGGAUGACCACCUGAUGCCUGUUGGGAAGGAGACGGUGAAAUACGAGGAAGAGCUGGACCUCCACGAUGAAGAGGAGACCAGUGUUCCAGGACGGCCCGGCUCCACUAAAAGGAGACAGUGCUACCCUAAAGCUAUACCAGAGUGUCUGCGAGACAGCUACGCCGUGCCCGAGCAGACCUACUACCUGUAUGUAAUUGGGAUGGUCCUCACCACACCCCUUCCCGAUGAGCUAAACUUCCGUAGAAGGAAGCUCUACCCUCCGGAGGACACCACCCGGACCUUCGGCAUCCUCACCGCCAAACCUAUACCCCGAAUUCCCCACUUUCCGGUGUACACUCGCUCCGGCGAGGUGACCAUCUCCAUUGAGCUGCAGAAGUCGGGCUUCACGCUCAGUGCCGCUCAGCUGGACCUCAUCACCCGCCUGCACCAGUACAUCUUCUCCCACAUCCUCCGCCUGGAGAAACCUGCACUGGAGUUUAAGCCCACUGUGGCUGACUCGGCUUACUGCGUUCUACCUCUGAAUGUUGUUGGGGACUCCAACACACUAGAUAUGGACUUUAAGUUCAUGGAGGACAUUGAGAAGUCUGAGGCUCGCACUGGCAUUCCUACCACUAAGUACACCAAGCAGAACCCGUUCACAUUCAAGCUGGAGGACUACCAGGACGCUGUCAUCAUUCCGAGAUAUCGUAACUUUGACCAGCCUCAUCGUUUCUACGUCGCUGACGUGUACACAUACCUGACGCCACUCAGCAAGUUUCCUUCACCAGAAUACGAGACCUUCGCUGAGUAUUACAAAACCAAGUACAACCUGGACCUGUCAAAUCUGAACCAGCCUCUCCUGGAUGUAGACCACACCUCCUCCAGACUGAACUUGUUGACUCCCCGGCACCUGAACCAGAAGGGCAAAGCUUUGCCUCUGAGCAGCGCAGAGAAGAGGAAAGCCAAGUGGGAGAGUCUGCAGAACAAGCAGAUCCUUGUUCCGGAGCUGUGUGCCAUCCACCCCAUCCCCGCCUCCCUGUGGAGGAAAGCGGUGUGUCUGCCCAGCAUCCUGUACCGCCUCCACUGUCUGCUGACUGCUGAGGAGCUGAGAGCCCAGACUGCCUGUGAGGCAGGAGUGGGGAUACAGACCCUCCCCCCUGACUUCAGAUAUCCAAACUUGGACUUCGGGUGGAAAAGAUCCAUUGACAACAAAGCUUACAGUUCUUGCUCCGAGUCCUGCAGCGAGGACGGCGUCUGUGUGCAUCAGGAGGCUGGAAGCUCAGAACCUGCCCUCUCAGCGCAUCCCAGCCGCUCCCUUUCCCCCCAGCCGGAGCCACAUUUGGCCCCUGCUCCCAAAAAUGGCUCCUGUGUUCUUAAUCUAACUAAUGGCACCGCUGAGAGUGGCCCCCAAGACGAGCACCUUCACCAACCUGACAGCUGCCAAUGCCAGCUAAGCUCCAGCAGCUCUGGGCUGCAGAGCGCUGAAUCCGAACAAGUGUCUACCUCAGCUCCUGCGCGGGCUCCUUCCAGCUCCAUUUCUCCACAGCCCAGCAGUGAAUGUAUGCCUGCAAGGACCUCGCACCAUACACCUGAAACUACCUCAGGCUGCGAGCUUUCGGCCACAGCUCCCAGAAGCCCUACAGCACCUUCAUCGGACUCAACCAACGAGCACCAGCAGGGCUCCACCGUGGGAGACUCCCCCAAGAACCUGGGGCCCAACCCAGGUCUCAUACUGCAGGCCCUGACUCUGUCCAAUGCCAGUGACGGCUUCAACCUGGAGCGGCUGGAGAUGCUGGGAGAUUCGUUUCUGAAGCAUGCCAUCACCACAUACCUGUUCUGCACCUAUCCUGACGCCCAUGAAGGACGGCUCAGCUACAUGAGGAGCAAGAAGGUGAGCAACUGUAACCUGUACCGUCUGGGCAAGAAGAAAGGGCUGCCAAGCAGGAUGGUGGUGUCCAUUUUUGACCCCCCUGUUAACUGGCUGCCCCCUGGAUAUGUGGUCAACCAGGACAAGAGCAGCACUGACAAAGUGGACUCAGAGUCCAAAGAGGAGCUUCUGACCAAUGGGAGGACUGGGAAUGACUUUGAUGACGAUGACGAUGAGGAUGACACCGCCGAGGAGCUGGACGAGUUGAUGCUGAAAGAAGAGCCAAAAGAUGAAGUGAACAUGGAGGAUGACCUGGAGUACUACAAGGAGCACAUCCGCUUUAUUGAUAACAUGCUGCUGGGAUCGGGCGCCUUCGGUAAGAAGAUCUCUCUGAGCAGCUUCCCCCAUUCGCUCAGCCCGGCCUCGGGCUCCUGCUUGGAAUCCUCGUAUGACUGGAAGGUUCCCAAAAAGCCCUCCCAUCCAGCCCAGUUCCCUAGCGAUCCUGCGCCCACCGGGAUGUCGGCAGAGGAGUUUGACUACAGCUCCUGGGACGCCAUGUGCUACCUGGACCCCAGCAAGGCUGGGGAGGAGGACGAUUUUGUGGUGGGUUUCUGGAACCCGUCUGAAGAAAACUGUGGCACCGAGCUUGGCAAGCAGUCCAUCUCCUAUGACCUGCAUACGGAGCAGUGCAUCGCUGAUAAAAGCAUCGCAGACUGUGUAGAAGCUCUGCUGGGAUGCUACCUGACCAGCUGUGGAGAGAGGGCCGCUCAGAUGUUCCUCUGCUCCCUUGGCCUCAAGGUGUUGCCGUCUGAGCCUGGGACAAGCAGGGCAUCCAAAGCCCCAAGCAGCAGGACGUCGGCUGCAGACCUGAGCUACGGCUGGCUGAAGAUCCCACCCCGCUGCAUGCUGGCCCACCCAGACGCAGAGCGGACGCUUCAGCAUCUCAUCUCCGGCUUUGAAAACUUCGAAAAGAAGAUCAACUACUCCUUCCAGAAUAAGGCCUACCUGCUGCAAGCCUUCACCCAUGCUUCCUACCAUUACAACACCAUCACAGAUUGUUACCAGCGGUUGGAGUUUCUAGGUGAUGCAAUUCUAGACUACCUCAUAACAAAGCACCUUUACGAAGACCCGCGCCAGCACUCGCCCGGCGUGCUGACGGACCUGCGCUCGGCGCUAGUCAACAACACCAUCUUCGCCUCUCUGGCCGUUAAAUACGAUUACCACAAAUAUUUCAAGGCGAUCUCGCCAGAGCUGUUCCACGUCAUCGACGACUUUGUGCAGUUCCAGCUGGAGAAGAACGAGAUGCAGGGCAUGGACUCCGAGCUACGGCGCUCUGAAGAAGACGAGGAGAAGGAAGAGGACAUUGAGGUCCCAAAAGCCAUGGGAGACAUCUUCGAGUCUCUGGCUGGAGCUAUCUACAUGGACAGCGGGAUGUCUCUGGAGACCGUGUGGCAAGUUUACUACCCAAUGAUGAGGCCCCUGAUCGAGAAGUUCUCUGCUAACGUGCCGCGAUCUCCGGUCAGAGAACUGCUGGAGAUGGAGCCGGAAACCGCCAAGUUCAGCCCCGCAGAGCGGACGUACGACGGGAAGGUGCGGGUGACUGUGGAGGUGGUCGGGAAGGGCAAGUUCAAGGGAGUCGGCCGCAGCUACCGGAUCGCCAAGUCUGCGGCGGCACGGCGAGCGCUGCGCAGUCUCAAGGCCAAUCAACCUCAGGUCCAAAACAAUUGAGCUCUGGGUUGAGCUCCCAACAUUAGCACCUAAGCUAUUGACACUAACGGAGGAAGAGUGGCGACCCAACUCAGCACGGCACACGGCGAGUCUGUGUUCCGCAGGGGGGGCGAUGAGGCGUUCAGGGAUCCCUGUGGAAACGGGCGGACUGAUCUCGCAUCACUUCACCUUCUUCUUCUUUUAUGUUUGCGCAGACACAAUCUUUCCUUUCUGCUUUGAGUGCGCUUAGCGAGCAGCUCAGCUGCUCCGCUUGAGGCGCCGCUCCUGCUUGUAGCGUAGUGUUAGGCUGUACAUAGAUGAACCGCGCCGCGCCAUUGUGCCAGUCGGUGUGACGAAACCACGCCAGCAGGCGGCUGCUGGGGCCUCGCCAGCAGACGGCGCCCUCCCUCAUUUUGCACUCAUUCCAAGACAGUCCGUUCUCUCGAGACACAUGAUCACGUCAAUGCCAAAACCAUAAACGUAGCAGAGUAAAUAAAUAUAUAUGAAAGUAUGAAGUGCGCAGAUGGAUAAAAUGGACCUUGGGCACCGAGGCCCUCAAUCAUGACCUGCGAUAGGAAUCUCGACAUUCCCAGUUACUGUAAUUUGAAGUGGAAGCGCAGGUGGUUGCAUGUUGCUGUAGCUUGUGCUCAAACAAGGACGUCUUCUGGAGUCUGCGAGCGUUUGUGGCAUUAUUUUUCUGGUCCGGCGUGUCGGGUAGACACGUUUCCAAUCGUUUCCGCGCCGCGGCGUUCCAACCAAAGUCAUCAUCACUUUGCUCAGAGGCUGAAGUCACUUCCCGAGGAUACCAGCUUCUUCUCUGUGUUCUCAUGAGUGUUGCCUCUCGCUGAAUGUCGUCGGUGCGCCCUCUGUUCACUUGAAUACCUCAGUUAAUUGCAUGCAUUUCUCUCAUCUUUGUUUUUUUUUGGUGCUAUGUUUUGUUUUUUGUAUUAAGCUUGAACUUCUCAUCCUUUUGCACUGUAACUAUGAUACCUCUUUAUUUGUCAUUUGUUUGGUUUUUCCUGUCGCUGUAGAGGAGAACCGCCAUGCAACUCCUAACCCCCGCCCAACCUGACGAGGACACUUGAUGCUUAUGGGGAGGGGGGCAGGAUUAGGAUUUGAUAGGAGCGAAAGGAUCGUCUAAAGCUCCUCCCCCUUUUUGUUGGUCCGCGUGGCGUCUACCUCAAACAUGUUCAGUAUUCAGCGUAGGCGUCUGGAUCUGGGUGCCUUCGUGGGAGAAGUUUGGGAUUCCUCGCUGCGGUUUGUUCAGGCGACUUGUUUCUGACGUUUCCACCUUGACUGGAUUUUCGUCGCUGCUGCAGUUCGGGCAGAACAGCGCCUCUUAGAGCUCAACGGUGGUAAUGCGACUGCCUCUUUUCUCUUUCACUUUGUAGAAACAGUUGAUCGCCUUUAAAUGGAAGAGCUAAUGCAAAGCAGCUCCACCCACACACAAACAGGCUCCGCCUACCUUUAAGUAGUAAAGACUGCAAUCUAUUUUGGUAGACUUAAUGUGUUUUUCUCGUUAAAUAAAUGUUAAAUAUUGAAUUUGGGAAAGACUCAAGUUUAAAUUUGUCUUCAAAAACGUUUGCAUUUCUUAUUCUACAAAUUAGUUGUAAUGCAAGUUUUUUAAACUUAUAAGACUCCUAAUAAAAUGUAAUUUCUGAUGAACACAUUUAAAUUUUACUAAUUAGAUAAAAUUAUGCAGACAGAUUCACAGUGGAGAUAUACUGACAUGUUCCAGUGGAAACCUAAAGGAUGAAUAGCAGCUGUCGCUGAUGACAUUAGUGUUCAUGACGGGUCUUUUGCGUUAAAAUAUAUAUUCAUCGUGGCUAAACUGUAAUUAGAUAUUUAAUCUUGAGUUUUUUUUUUUUUUUAAAGCAUUUUAAAAAUUGUUAUACCGAUUCUAUUUAGAAAAAAAAUGUAGAAGCAUUUAAAAAGGUACACUGUUGGUAUUUUAGAAAUAAAAAUAUUUAUCUCCUUUUAAAAUAUUGAAAAUGAAAGAUAAGCUUAAAGAAGCAAAGUUUUUAUUAGGGAAACGUCAAAAUAAGAUCUGAAAAUACUUUAAAAGACUUCUUUUGCGAAAAUUAAUUUGAUCUUCAUCAUUAAAAUUUUACUAACUAAGAUGUUGGAGCGUACAAGUCUUAUGAAAGCUUUAAUGGAAAUCUCGUCUGAAGCAUAGACUUUAAAAACAAUGGACAGCUCAACCGCUCCCCUCUCCUGUUCCCAAAUAGGAAGUACCCGGUUUUAAGAAGCCAAAAUCCCAUAGACCUCUAUUUUAUUUCUAUUUUAUUUGUCAGAAUGACCAUUUUUCGCUCUGAUACCUUCUACUUAACAUCUUUCUAAUCCAAAUUUUUUGAGAUAUUUUGUCUUUAUUACAAGUUAUUUAAGUUAACUCACCAAUCAGAUGGAGCGACGGCAGGCUGGCGACCUGUCCUUGCUCAGUAUUCGGGACGCGCUCUGGCAGCUCCGCCCCCAGCGGGUUGAGAAAAUGGAUGCAAACGCUCUACCUGUGCACAGUUGUUGGUCACCUGACUCAUUUAAUUUGCAAAAAGUGUUUCCAUUGCAGUUACUCCUUAAAAACCGCCUCCUCCAAGCGAAAAAACCAACUUUUUUCAGUAAAUGCGAUUUGUUUUUUUCGAAGAGGCGAAUUUAUUUUCACAAAUCCAAGUUUUGAUAUUUCAUAGUUAAUGGAAACGCAGCGUUCAAGAGGUAGAGGCGUGGAAAGAGGUGGGGUCUCACUACAAGCUCACUCCUGUUUGGCGACGGUCGUUGCCAUAGAUACGAUGACUCAGAGCGACUUAGACCAAUCACUGUCCACAUGGCGGCGCCCGUAUCAGGAAGCAAUAGUGAGGGGAAUUGGAGUGAUUUUUGCGAGGCAUUUUCUAAGGGUGAUGUCAAACCUCAAUUCGUCUAUUGUUCUUACAGUCUAUGGGUCUGAAGAUGUUAAAAAAAAACACAUACUAAGAACAUAUUAAAGCGUUGUAGGAUAGACACUGGUUCGCUAAAUUACAAAAUUGAAAAAUACCUUUAGACGUCCAGACUGGAACAUCAGGUCGCCUGUGAUCUAUAAAGUUGAACUCGUAGCUGUAGGCAUCUUUUCAUAAAAUCAGAACGCGGCCGACCGUGAAAUGUUUCCAGGAUUUGUUACGGCUACAGCUCUGCCAGGCUGCACAGGUAAAGAAGGUGAAGCCACAGGAAAGGCCACGCCCACUGCGCCUCACCCCGGGCAGGUUUCCUUCCAUAUAGGCUGGGCCGACUUCCUCGUGUAGUCUGCUUUGUCUUUUUGUACAUGUAGCACAAGAAAGCGUUGCAGUCGGGCGCCGUUCUCAGACUCGUGACACGGGCGCUCGCUGACUGUUACAGAAGGGGGAGGGGCUUAUCUGAAGAAACACACUGUAAUAACAGAAUCUGUCACAUGACCGGCGCCAGUGGGUUAAAUCGAAGUCUGAAGCCUCAUCAGAACCCCAUCCCAAAUGGACAGAUCCAUGUUAUCCAGGAAUCUUGAAGGAAAAAUCCACUCCAAUGCAGUUCUGUUCAUCAUGAUGAUUCAAACAUGCAGUCAGAGAAAGGACCUAAGAGCACACUCUGAAAUGCUGCGACUAGCACAUACUAAUGUACCUUCCAUGGCUCAAUGGAUUUGAAUCUGCAUCUUUGCGUCAAGCGUCUGAAACCACACUUCCAGUCAGCAGAAACAUCCGACUGUGUUUUUCUGCACUUUACUGCUGGAGUUUCCCUCAGGCGGAGGCGUCCGACUUUAACAUUUCUGAUACCAUUACUGUGACCUGGUGGUUCAUGCAUCCAAAAAGACAUUCGUCUGAGUUCAACUCCUUGGCUUUCAGCAUCAAAACCACCACACAGUACCCGCUUUAUAUCAACAGGUGGCGCCAUUUCACCCUUAACUUUCCUCAUCAGCUCCAGCAGCUGCUACAAUAAUUUCUUCUUUUACUCUAAAGUAAACGCAUCGACUCCUUCGUUAUCUCAUCUCGCAAUCAAAAUGCUUUCAUAAAAUAUAAUGUAGACAUAAAAUUCUGCAAUUCAGGAAGACAUUUGUAAAUGUUCGCAGAUGACUAUCAGUUCAUCAAACUGCAGCUUUUCUUCUCCGCCGGAGGAGAAGACGGGUCUUUAGGAUCAUUUUUUAUUUGGAUCCAAACUUGAUGGUUCUGUUUCCUCCAAUAUGAAGCCUUCGACUGAUUUAGAAAUAAGCCGUCAAAACAAAAGGUCCCAGCUUGUUUAAACGUUAUAAAAAUGUCAGCAUGAAUUUGAUAGUUCAUCUGCCGGAGUUGUAUUUGGGUGGAUUUUUCCGUGCUGGGCUGAUCAGAGUGGGAGCAGUGGGAACCGAUGGAACGCUGCAGAGUGAUGCUCCGUGGAUCAAGUGCUGAACUCUGGUCAGCGCGGGGAACUUUGGGUCGCCACAACCUGUAAGAACGAUGGAGCAGCAGCUGAACUCCUCCACCUCACUGUAAAUUGCUGCAGUGGUUUGCAGUCUGCACCUUAUGGAUCACCAAUACCUUUAUUAUUAUUAUUUUUUUGUGUGUGUGUGUUUGUUUUCUUGAAACUUUGUGUUUCUAAUUGUAGCUCAGUAUCUGAAUAAAGUGAUAGUCUGGUCCAUUUCAUGUGCUUUUGUGGGAUUGAUCCAGGAUGUUGAGCGAGUUUCAUCCUGUCGGCAGCAUCAGAAUAGUUCAAAGUGGCAGUUUUGUUUUGUAAUCAACACGUUCAUUAAAAACCUGCUUUUCAGUUUGCAGAAACCAUU
Messenger RNA from Oryzias latipes (Japanese medaka), 10633 nucleotides. It is a transcript of the gene dicer1, whose product is annotated as dicer 1, ribonuclease type III. Lineage: Eukaryota; Metazoa; Chordata; Actinopteri; Beloniformes; Adrianichthyidae. The record is from RefSeq and is a predicted model, not a curated record. Gene Ontology annotation, cellular component: RISC-loading complex; cytoplasm; nucleus. Gene Ontology annotation, molecular function: protein binding; deoxyribonuclease I activity; ATP binding. Gene Ontology annotation, biological process: pre-miRNA processing; siRNA processing; apoptotic DNA fragmentation.